Messenger RNA from Paramisgurnus dabryanus, 2524 nucleotides. RefSeq lists its product as uncharacterized. The record is from RefSeq and is a predicted model, not a curated record. Lineage: Eukaryota; Metazoa; Chordata; Actinopteri; Cypriniformes; Cobitidae.
CAAAGCUGAAAGUUCCCUUGGAAACUGCAAAGAUGCUCAGACCUUCAACAAAGAGACAUCUUUUGAACUGGAGUUAAAAAUAAAAUCUGAGUAAAAACAGAAGACUCUUGGAUUGGCAGGUAAUCCUUUAAUUUAGUGGAGGACUCAAUCCAUGCGAACAUGAAUAGAGCCAUGUGAUGCACUUCCACCCCAUGAGAUGUUUCACAGGAUUCAUUAAAAACGCAGAUUCAAUGGCAUGGAACCCCACACUGAAACAAAGACUCCAAGUCACAAACCAGAGAGGUUUCCCACCUCUUGAAACUAUUCCAGUAAAUCAACAUGGAUCAUCUUCUCCAAACACUGGUCUCAAUAGCAACACCAUGCUUCAGGGCAGGUCUCUUAAAGAUUCAAGACAACGCUCAGAAAAAACCUCCAGGAAAUCAUUCACGGCUAGAAAAGCUUUUCUCAUAGCAUGCGGGGUGCGAUGUGUUCUGUCACCACGACCCACCAACUGCUCCACAUCAUCAUCACCCAAUAAAGAUGAGAAAGAGAGACCUCGUUCCUCUCCCGCAAGAGGUGAAAGAGUCGAGAGAGAGAUGGAGGGAUGGUCUGCAUAUUCUGGGAUCAAGAGAACAGAUAAAAGAGAGCGAGCGAGGAGCAGUAUACAGAGAGAGAGAGCACCGGUGGAUUUAACACACAGGCCUUCAACUGUUCCACUGGAGAAACAGAUGAGACGUCGAGCAAUAAGCAUACCAGAUAUUCCCACAUGCAAGAUCCUCUGGAGAAGAAAAGAUGAUCAAAGUUUCCUCCAAGAUGAUCCUCAACACUCUGCUGAAGACAAGAGUCUCGACCUGACUCCAUCUCUACAUCUCUACCUGCCCUCAUCAUACCACCCUGAACCGCUGCUGGGAGAACAAAACAACGGUUUGGAUGUGCACGACAGGCAAGCCGUCACACUCACAGGGGAAGUCAAAGAGCAUAACAUCGCCACAGAUAGGCCUAUCCAAAACCAAGACAUCACUGUCAACAGUAUAAAUGAAGAAUGGCAAAAUGAUUUUACGGAUGGCUUACAAUAUGAUGUCACAGAUACCAGGCGGCAUAACAAUCCAGUUGGCAAUCCACAGCCUGGCAUGACUGACACACAGCAUGAAUCUCCAAAGGAAAACUUUGAGAAUGACAUCAUAGAGGGAAAAUCGGAGGGAAUCACAGAUGACAACAGAAAACAUGAAGUCGCAGAUAACAGCAUUGCGCAAGUAAAUCAAUGUGAUAUCACUGACGUUGGUGAAUCUUACACUGAAGAUGGGCAACAAAAAAGUAGUAACACAUAUAAGAGAACCAGAUCGAAUAUUCAUAACCGGACUGCAUAUUUAAGAGUGAACACCUCUAAUAGUAAGCUCACAGACAAAACACGUUAUCCGGCCCCAGCUACGGCUCUUACGUUCUCAUAUUCCCUGAUGGACAGAAAUCCCUGUCCCACUGUAAGCGUCUUGCCAUCGUUUUACGGAAUUUCGUUUGGCUUUGGUAUCAAAACGUUCAACACUUCUGAGCCCCGCAGUUCCAAAACAAGAACCAGAAAAGUCUAUAAUGACAUCAGAUUUAUGCGGCCCAUGGAUGACGUGCAAAACAUCAUAGAAACAAAAGGAAAUUCCUUCUCUUUACAAACAAAGGCUGGAGGCGUAAUCAGCCCCCGCCCCAAAAUAAUGAGCACUGAGAGGAGGACCCCGCCUCAUAAAAUUAAAACCACCAAAACAUUUUUGUGGGGACCAGACGGACCCCAAGAAACUAAGACGGUGUGCGAGCUACAGUCUCACUUGAACAGGUGGAGGAGCUCAGUUUAAUGUAAGAGGGCAGACAUGUGUGUGGCGUUUCAUGCCUUUAUAAUACUGCAUGAGACUGUUUGGGUUCAAAAAAUGCAAAUAUCUUAUGGUUUUCAGAAGGACUUAAUUGAGAACACCAACCUCAAGGUCUAGCAUAGAAGAACUAUGAAUUAUUUGGGGUUUUUGAAACGCUCUGGCUUUUCUCAGUUCGUGUUGACGUGAAUUAUUAUGAUUCACUGAAAAUCCCUGCAGGUUCUCUGUGAUUUCGGUCCGUGAUUCGAUAUAAAACCAGUAGAUCAUCUAAAAUGUAACUCUUUUAUUCAGAAAGCAUGAGUCUGGUGCGUGUAUUUCGACACUGGGGAAUCAUAUUUCAUAACGCUGUAGACAGUUAAAGAGAAAAUAACAGCCAUUGGCUUUGGAAAGUAAAUGCAUUCAUAUCUUAAGAAUCAGACGUUUUGUAAAAAUAUUGAUAUGUUAGUAAUGUUAACUUUAUUAAAGCUCAAGUAUGAGGAAGUAGAAAUUACAUUGUACAAUUUUAAAUGUUGAGUACUGUGCAAAAGUCUAAGGCCACCAUGCCACAAUUAGAUUUGUUGUUUUUGCAAUAGUAUGACUCCCUUUCUACUUUCCCUUUCAUUUUAACCUAAAUGAAAUUAAAUCCUAAUUUCUAAUCAAAUGGCUUCAGGACUUCAGUCUCCUCAAAAAAGCUCAAGAUGUGUUUAGUGCCAAGA